UAAACCAGGGGCGCCUGGAAGAAAUUAGACGCAGGAAAGGUAGAAGUAGAGUUCUGCGGCAGUUCACAGCUUUAACCUGUAAGCUUGGAAAAACUUGAAUUAAUACCAACCCUUGUCUCCAACCUUGACUACUGUUGGAUGUAUUUUCCCUUUUUUGUAACAUUUGAUAAGUGACAUCACCAAAACAGACUUUCAAGAUGUUUAUACAUUUAAAAAAGGCAUACACUAGGCUAUAUGAUUUAUGAGUAAGAGGAUAAAGAAGAAGACAAAUUUUCAGGCAUUAUAUGGAAAACGUGGAUAUUGCACAUCCUUGCAACUGUAUGAAGGGAGUGUUGAGCUUCAUGAAGGCUAUUCAAAAGAACUCCAAAAAACUUUUACACAGUUUCAGCGCUGAAAACGGAGCCUCGUCUGACUGCAUCAUAUAGGACCUGGACAACCACAUAGCUGCUUCAAGAUGGGAUGUGACAAAGUCAUUACCUACCUUCGGAUUUUUGGGACAACACUGUUUGGAGUCUCCCUACUCGUGGGAAUCUCUACUGCCUACAUCAUGGGCUACCAGUUUUUCACCACUGCUGGCAACUAUUUGUCAUUUGGUCUUUACGGGGCCAUACUCGUCAUUCACCUCAUCAUCCAGAGCCUGUUUGCCCUGCUGGAACACAGGAACAUGCGGCGUUCGCUGGAAACGCCCAUCAAACUCAACAAGUCCUUGUGCCUGUGCAUAGCGGCUUACCAAGAGGACCCCAGCUACUUGAGGAAGUGCCUGAUAUCGAUCAAGCGCCUCACCUACCCCGGCAUCAAGGUGAUCAUGGUCAUCGACGGCAACAAAGAGGACGACCUGUACAUGAUGGAGAUCUUCCGGGACAUCAUGGGCCACGACAAGGUCUCCACGUUCAUCUGGAAAAGCAACUACCACUCGCGAGGUCCCGAGGAGACCAACGAGUCGUACGAGGAGAGCAAGCGGCAGGUGGCCCAGCUGGUGCUCACCAAGAAGUGUUUGUGCAUCAUGCAGAAGUGGGGUGGCAAGAGGGAGGUCAUGUACACACCCUUCAAAGCCCUGGGAAGGAGUGUGGACUAUGUGCAGGUGUGUGACUCGGACACCAUGCUGGACCCCGCUUCCUCAGUGGAGAUGGUGAAAGUACUGGAGGAAGACCCCAUGGUGGGUGGAGUUGGUGGUGAUGUCCAGAUUCUCAACAAAUAUGAGUCCUGGAUCUCAUUUCUCAGCAGUGUCCGGUACUGGAUGGCCUUCAACAUAGAGCGAGCCUGCCAGUCUUAUUUCGGCUGUGUGCAGUGCAUCAGUGGGCCCCUCGGCAUGUACCGAAACUCUCUGCUGCAGGAAUUCCUUGAGGACUGGUAUAACCAGACCUUCAUGGGCAGCCACUGCAGCUUUGGCGACGACCGUCACCUCACAAACCGCGUGCUGAGCCUCGGCUACGCCACCAAAUACACGGCGCGCUCCAAGUGCCUGACAGAGACCCCCAUCACCUACCUGCGCUGGCUCAACCAGCAGACGCGGUGGAGCAAGUCCUACUUCCGCGAAUGGCUCUACAACUCCAUGUGGUUUCACAAGCACCACCUGUGGAUGACGUAUGAGGCGGUCAUCACAGGCUUCUUCCCGUUCUUCCUGAUCGCCACCGCCAUCCAGCUCUUCUACCAGGGCCGCCUCUGGAACAUCCUGCUUUUCCUGCUGAUCGUUCAGGCCGUGGCCCUCAUCAAGUCGUCCUUCGCCAGCUGCCUCCGUGGCAACAUUGUCAUGGUCUUCAUGUCCUUCUACUCAGUCCUGUACAUGUCCAGCCUGCUGCCCGCUAAGAUGUUCGCCAUAGCGACGAUCAACAAGUCUGGCUGGGGCACGUCGGGGAGGAAGACCAUUGUUGUGAACUUCAUCGGGCUGGUGCCCAUAUCAGUGUGGUUCACCAUCCUCUUCUUUGGCAUUAUAUACACCAUCAUCCAAGAAACCAAAAAACCCUUUCCUGAGUCUGAGAAGAUUAUCUUGAUAAUCGGCGCAAUAGUAUACGCCAGUUAUUGGGUGGUGCUUUUGACGUUAUAUGUGGUACUUAUUGCAAAGUGUGGCAAGAGGAAGAGUGAACAGCAGUACGACAUGGUACUGGACGUAUGAGCGUCUCCCUGUGGUCCCCUUGCUUCUCUCCACUACGUUUACAUUGUGAAAGUAUUGUAAGACUGACCCUAAGAUGGACUCUCAGGUAGGUGAUCGACACCUGCGACACCCACCGCAAAAAAGAGAAAUCUUUGCUGCUGUGACUGAAACAAACAAACAAACAAGCAAAAAAGGUAUUGUGAUGUUCAAGAAACAAUAUGUAGGCUGUCCUGAAAUGUGCACCACCAAAAAAUGGGCAUCAUUUUCCUGAAAUUUUUGCUUUUGUUUUUGUUUCACAUAUGGAAGUAUGAAUUCCGAUGCACUUUUUAAAUGUUUCACUCUCAUUGCAUGUAAUGCUUGACAGACAAAUUUGAAGUACCAAAUACCUCAGUGGUUACGUUGUCACAGUGUGAGUGAUCGGGAUGCAGUCACGCAAGGCGCAUUCUUGUCUGAAAUAAUUUAUGAUAGUUUUUUAACAUUGUGUAUGUAAAUGGUUUUUUAAAACAAAAGCCAAAAAAAAAACAGAACUUAAAAGCAUUUGGUCAUGCUGUACUUUUUGAUUUGCAUAUUGUAUUUUAUUACCUUUAUAUAUAGACAUGUUUAUUUUUGUUUAGCCACCAAAGAUUCUUUAUUUUCAUUCUUUUUUGUAUGAAAUCAAUCAAUGCAUUGUGCAUUAGACUGUUGAGACAAUGAAUUAUGUAUCUGACCAAAAAUGUGAAAUUAAGAAGCUGGGUUUUUUCCCCCCUGCAAUAGUAACAAUAAAAUGCAAUUCUAGGGAUAAGUUAUUGAUCUACAAGAAGGGUGAUUAACCUGUGUUUCAUAGUUUUCAUGGAAAGAAAACCAGCAUAUUUAUUAGAGCAUUCUGUGGUUUAUAGCUUUUUUUUUACCAGAUUGAGAGGAUUAUUUUGAUAUUUGUUAUACUAUACUGUAGACAUACCAAAAUGACAUUAGUGUUGUUCCUGUUUCGAUGGGAGUUUGUGACGGUGCCCUGAACAUAUGAAUUUUCAACAUAUGGGUGGGUGAACAGAGCGUGAACAAAGAGUGAAAAUAUGAUGCAAAAUCCUGCACAAAAUCAAAGCUGUAACUUUUGCACAAUAGUGUCUAUGCUCUGUGUUGUGAAGCAUUUGUGGUUCUGCUCUGCCUUGCUUGUCUCCUGUUGUUGAUGAAACUGUCGAGGGCUGUGUCAUUCUGUAUCUCACGUGCCUGGCCUCCUGUUUCAGCCACAGGUUAAGACAAAUAUUUAUCACUGAAUGUCCGCCAAUGAAAGGCAGCAGGAAACAAAUGUUGUGCCUAAAUUACGUGCCUUAACCAGCAGUCAGUUGGAUUGGCUGAUAUCCUGGAUUCCGAACUGCUGGAUUUGAGCCUACUGUUUUAAACCCACAUUCCCACCCCCUGAAACUCAUUAGAAAAUCACCACCCCAUCUUGUAGUCACUUCUAUUUCCAAUGAAGGACACCUUUAUACAAUUCAUCAACACCAAGACCAAUGUAUUUUGAAUAAGAGACCAUUUCCAACUUUCUAUUUUUAUAGUAAAGAAGUCAUAGCAUUUGAAAUUUAAUUCUGACAACAACAGAAUUUCAUUAGAGCAUCAAGAUGUGUGUUUCCUUUGAUUUUUGUUUCAUGUCGGACAUCUUAUGGACAGUGUUGUCAAAAAGCACUUUUCAUUUUUGUGCCAAAAUUAAUAAAAUGAUAUGUUGCUUUUA
Molecule: messenger RNA, 3794 nt
Organism: Alosa sapidissima (American shad)
Lineage: Eukaryota; Metazoa; Chordata; Actinopteri; Clupeiformes; Clupeidae
Gene: has2
Product: hyaluronan synthase 2
Exons: 4
Coding region: 455-2113 (552 amino acids)
Biological process (GO): hyaluronan biosynthetic process; extracellular matrix assembly
Molecular function (GO): hyaluronan synthase activity
Source: RefSeq, a predicted model, not a curated record